Molecule: messenger RNA, 6840 nt
Organism: Aphidius gifuensis
Lineage: Eukaryota; Metazoa; Arthropoda; Insecta; Hymenoptera; Braconidae
Product: rootletin-like
Exons: 4
Coding region: 260-6220 (1986 amino acids)
Source: RefSeq, a predicted model, not a curated record
UGUUGGUGGUGGUAGUGGUAGUUUGAAAUAUUACACCCUUAAGGGACAUUCAGUAGAGAAUCGUCAUUGCUCGUGUACGCAACAAAAGUACGUGAUUGUUUUUCGUAAUGUUGUUUGAAAAAUAACGAGCCUUGAGAAUCAAUUGGCCAUCUCAAUAUCAUCAUCACCAUCAUUAGACUAUCAGCAUCUUUACACAAAUCAUUCAUCAAAACAAAUUGACCAUCAAAAAAAAUAGACAAAAAAUUAAAUCAACACAAUAAUGCCAAGGGCUUUACCAAAAACACCACUACACUUGAUAAGAUCACAAAUGAAAAGACGUCGGCCACCGUUUCUCAGAGGCUCGAAACAAUUCGAGCCAAGAGUAAUUGGAGUAAGAAUGACAGAACCAUCAACAAGUCAUCAUGAUAAUACAGGUAUUGAUAAUCAAUUAGAUAGUGGUGGUGAUGAUGAUGAUGUAUCAUCAGAUUUAUUAGUACGUCAAAAUAUGGAAUUACGUAAUCGUUUAAAAGAUGAAGCUGAAAAUUAUAAACGUCGUUUGGGUACAUAUCGUCAAGCACAACAACAUCAAGCUGUUCUUGUAUCACGUUUACAAGCAAAAGUAUUACAAUAUAAACAACGUUGUAAUGAAUUAGAAAAUCAAAUGACUGAAUCAUUACCAAUUGAAUUAACACGUAAUACAUCACCAAGUACAUCAGUAUUAGAAGCUGCACAUCAAACAUUACGUGAUAUACGUGAUGAACAAAUACAUGAUCUUGAUACAGCAAUACGUAAAUUAAAUGAUGAACGUCGUAAAACUGAAAAAUUAAUUGAAAUAAAUACAGCAUUAAAAAAUCAACUUGAAGAAUCACAUCGUACAAAUGAAUCAUUAACAAAUGAUUUACAAAAACUAAGUAAUGAUUGGGAUAUAUUACGUGAAGAAAUGAAUGCUAAAGAAGAUGAAUGGAAAGAAGAAGAAAUUGCAUUUAAUGAAUAUUAUACAUCUGAACAUUAUAGAUUAUUAAAUUUAUGGCGUAAUGUUGUAUCAUUAAAACGUACAUUUACAGAUAUGAAAACAACAACUGAAAGAGAUUUAAAUAAAUUUAAUAAUAAAUUAACAACAACAACUAAUGAUAUGACAUCAGUAUGUAGUGGUGUUAAACUUGCAUUACAAGUACAACAAUCACAAGCUGUUCAACCAUCAAUAACACAACAAUAUCAAACUAAUCAAGAUAAUGAUUUAAAAGUUGAAUUAGUUAAUUUACGACAACAGCAUGAAGUUACAAUGAAUGAUGUUAAAAUGAAAGACGAAAGAAUAAAUCAAUUAAUUCGAGAAAUUAAUAAACUUGAAGAAAGAUGUGGUGAAGCUGAAAAUAAUAUUAUACAGGCUACAAAAAUACAAGAAGAUGUUAAAAUUCUUGAAUCAGCAUUACGAGAUAUUGCACAUGCUGUUAUUCAAGAUGCUGAAAUUCGUGAUAAUGAAAAUAUUCAACAACAAACACCACAUGUACAUUUAUCACAAAGUACAACAAUAAUAUCACAAAGAUCACCAAAACGUAAUAAUAAUAAUUCACGUAAUAAUACAAUUCCAGCAUUUGCUGAAAGUACAAUAAGUGCUGUUCAAGCAUCACUUCAUAAAUAUCAAUUGACUAUUCAUGAGCUUCAAUUAAAGCUACAAAAUAGCCGUGAACAAUUAAAUAUAACAAAAAAACAAUGUGAUAAUGCUGAGGUUAAUGUACAGCUACUUGAAGAAAGAACAAGUGAAUUAAUUGUACAACUUGAUACAACAAGAUCACAAAAUAUACAACUUGUACAAGAACGUAAUAUGUUACAGAAAAAUUUUGAUACAAUUAAAACAGAUAAAAAUAUACUUGAAAAAAAUAAAAUUGAUAUGAAUCAUAUGAUUGAAGAAUUAAAUAAUAAUUAUGAAAAAUUAGAAAAAAUUAAUAAUAAAUUACAAAAAUUAUGCAGUAGUUUAGAGGAUGAAAAAAUAUAUUUACAAGAUGAAUUAUCGAAAAUGACAAAAGACAAUGAAAUACGUGAAAUAAAUUUUAAAAGUGAAGAAGAACGUUCAAGUAGAAUGAGAGAAGAACUAUUAACAUUACGUGAUGAACUUAGUAGAAUAUAUUUAACAAAAGAUAUGCUUGAAGCACAAAAAAUUGAAACAGAUAAUGUUAUAUCACAAAUUGAAAAAAGUAAAAAUGACAUUGAAAUUGAACUUGAACGUGUUAUUAUUGAAAAAUCAGAUAUACAAGAUGAAAUAAUAAAAUUAGAAACAAUUAAUGAAAAUAAUGAAAAAGAUAAACAACGUCUUGCUGAUAAUUUAAAAAUUCUUGAAGAUGAAAAAUUAAAAUUAACAAAUCAAUGUAGUGAUCAACUUGGUGAUAUUGGAUCAUUGAGAAAAGAAUUACUUCAAGCUGAACAAAUACGUCUUGAUCUUGAAUCUGAUAAAGUAACAUUAAAUGAAAAAAUUAAAUUUUUAGAAAUUGAAAAAGAAAAAAUUGAAAUUGAAUUAGGACAAAUAAUACGUGAACGUGGUAAUUUAUCAAAUCAAUUAUCAAUAUUAUCAAAUAAAAAAGAUUUAUUAAAUGAAGAAUUAAUGAGAACACGUCAAAGAUUAGAACAAUCAAAUGAAAUGAAUGCAAGAAUAAAUCGUAAUCUUGAAGAUUUAGUUAAAGAUAAUGAAGAAAAACAAGUUUUAAUUGAAACAAAUGAUAAAGAAUAUCAACGUAUGAAAGAAUUAUUAGCAUCAAUGAAAAGUGAAAAAGAAACACUUGAAGGUGUAUUAUUUGAUGCACAAACAAAUCUUGAAUCAAUACAUAGUAAAAAAAUUCAAAUUGAACAAGAACAAAAAGAUUUAUUAAUUAAACAAGAAACAUUAAAAGGACAAAUAUCACGUUUAACAACAAACUUAAAUAAUAGUGAAAAAAUUAAUCAAGAAAUAAAACAAUCAUUAACACAACAAAAAACAAAUCAAGAAAUUGAAUAUCAAAAUAUAAUUGUUAAUUUAAAAAAACAAAAUGAUGAUAAUUUAAAAAAAUUAAAUGAUGAAAAAGAACAAAUUAAAGUAACAUUAGAAAAACGUAUACAACAAACAAUAACAACAUUUGAAAAUCAAAAAGAAGAUGAAAUAAAUCAAUUACAAAUGAGAAUUGAAGAAUUACAACAACAUAUUGAUAAUAUAUGUCAACAACAUGAAGAAAGUUUAUUACGUGCUGAAAAUGAUAAACAACAAGCUUUACUUAUUGCUCAUCAUGAUCAACAGGCACUUGUUGAAAAACUUGAAAAUAUUUAUCGUGAACUUGAAGAAACUAAAAAUGAUUUAGAACGUUUACGUAGAGAUUCAAAUUCACGUAUUGAACAAGAUCGUAGUAGUAUAAAUCAAUUACGUGAUGAAUUAAAUCGUUACAAAACAAAACUUGAAGAAACAAAAUUACAUUAUGAUGAAGAAAAAAUGAAUCUUGAAUUAAAAAUAAAUGAUAUAACUAAAGAAAAAGAAUUAACACAAAAAGAUUAUGAAGAAAUUAAAAUUCAAUUACAUGUUACUGAGGAUAAAAUUGAUACAUUACAAAAUCAAUUACAAGAAACAAUACGUAAAUUAAAAGAUACUGAAAAUUCAAAUGAAACAUAUAGAAAAGAAAUUGUUGAUGUUAAAAGACAAUUAACUGAUACAAAUUAUGCUGUUGAUAAAUAUUGUAAUACAAAUAAAGAAUUACGUGAACAUGUUAAACGUAUUGAAAGUGAUAAACGUGAACAAUCACGUACACUUGAAGAAUCAUUUCAAAAAAUAACAUCAUUAGAAGAUAAUAAAACAAUAUUAGAAAAUGAAAAAUCACGUUUACAAAAUCAACUAAGAGAUAUGGAACAUGAAUUAAUUCAGAUACAACAACAAUUACGUUUUACACAAGAUGAAUUACAAAAAUGUCAAUCAACAAAUAGCCAAGCUCAAAAUGAAGAACGUGAAUUACAAGCAAGACUUUCUAAUGAAAUUGAAGAACGUGAACGUUUACAAUUACAAUUACAUCAAUUAAAAAAACAAGUUGUUGAUUUAGAUAAUAGUCUUGAGGUAACAAGACAAGAAUUUGGACGUUUACGUCAACGUGCUGAUGAAGAAGAUGAAAGAUGGCGUGGUAGAGAACAAGAAUUACUUGUACGUAUUGAAGAUAGUCGUUGUAAAGAAAGAAAACUUGAAGAUCAAAAACAUAAUUUAGAAGUUUGUCUUGCUGAUGCAUCACAACAAUUACAAGAAUUAAAAGCACGUCUUGGUGGUUCUGAGGGACGUGUUAGAGCAUUAGAUAUACAAUUAUCACAACUUGAAUUAUCAAAAAAAGAAGUUGAACAAAAAUUAAGUAGUGUUGGUACAACAUUACGUAGAAUUGCUGGUAUACAACUUGAUGGAACAGUUAAUAUACCAUUUAAAUUAACAAGUCCAUCAAGAAAAUGGAGUCCAGUUAGAGGUGGUCAUAAAGAACAACAUAAUGAUAUUAAUGUUCGUGAUGUUAUUAUUGAUGUUGAUCCAGAAGCUAUUAGAAAAGGUAUAAGAUCAUUAAUGCAACAAGUUGCACAAAUUGAACGUGAACGUGAUGAUGCUAUUGUUGAAAUAACAAAUAUUAAAAAACAACUUGUUGAAGUACAAGAUCAUCAAAUUAAAACAGAUACAAAAACAAAUCAUAUUAAUACAAUGUUACGUAAUAUUCAAGAUGAAAAAGCAAUAUUAGAAACUAAAUUAUCACAAAAAAAUUCAUUAUAUCAGACACAACAAGAUUUACUUAAUCAAAAAAUACAAGAAACUGAACAAUUAAGAGAAAAAAUAACAACAUUAGAGCUAAUGAUUAGUAAUGAGACAGAAGAAAAAGGACAAUUUGAGGAUAAAUUUGAUAAAAUGCGUGUAGCUCUUAAUCGUUUAGAAAAUGAAAAACGUGGUUUACAAGAAGAUCUUGGUAGAUCUGAUGCAAGAUCAACAAAAUUAGAAUUACAAAGAAUGUCACUUGAGGGUGAUUUACAAAGAUUACAAAUGGUACUACAAGAAAAAGAUGGUAAUUUACAAAAAUUACAUGAACGUCUUGAUGGACAACAACGUACAUCAACAAAUUUAGAAGAACGUUGUUCAUCAUUAAAAUCAACAAUUGAACAAUUAAAUAUUGCACUUGAAAAAGCAUCAACAAGUGAGACUGAAUUAAAAAGUGAAAUUGCUAAUUUAAGACGUUCAUUGAUGGAACAAAAUGCAUUAUCACAUGGUAAUAAUGAAAAAAUAAAACAUUUACAAAAACAAUUAUCAAAUGUUGAAAAUGAAAGAAGAAUAUUGACUGAACGUUUAGAUAAUGUUCAACAAAAUAUAAUGGAAUUAAAACAUACAAAUCAAUCAUUGACUGAUCAUAAUACACGUUUACAAGCUGAUUUAGCAAAUAAUGAAAUACAACGGUCUGGACUUGAAUCACAAUUGAGAUUAUCAAAUUGGCCACAAGAAGGAAUAUCAAAUAAAGAAGAAGAAAUUGUUAGACAACUUAAUAAUGCUCAACGUGAUAGAAGUGAAAUGAGAAGUAAAGUUGAUGCACUUAAUGACAAAGUAAGACAGCUUGAAUGUGAUAAACGUAAUUUAGAGAGACAAUUAUCAUCAGCACGUGCAAAUUGUGGACGUAGUAAAAGUUAUGAACGUCCAGAAAAAGCACAUAUUGAGUUAAUGGGUACAAGUGUUAGUAUUGAUAUACUUGAACAAGAAAAUCGUGAUUUACGAAUGAAAAUACGUAGAUUAGAAACAAUAUUAGCUGAAAAAGAAAGUGAAAUUGUUAAAUUAAUAACAAUAAAUACACAAUCACAUUCAACAAUUGAUUCAUCACGUGAACAUAGAAUUGCUGAAAUUGAAAGAUUAAGAGGUGCACAAUUACAAGCUGAAAAAUUACUUGAAGCUAGAGAACAAAGUCAUAGACAACAAAUAUUAAGAUUAGAAAAUCAAAUUAAAUUAUUAAGAGAACAGCUAAAUCAAGAAAUUAAAAGACGACAAAUGUAUGUAUUAAAAAGUUCACGUGCAGGAAGAGAAAUGCAACAUUUAAGACAAGCACUUGGUGAUUCAUUGAGAACAGUAUCACAAGAUCCAUCAGUUGAUGCUAUAUUAUUAGAACAUGAAGCUAGAAAAUUAGAUACAACAGUUAAUAGUAGCAGUAGUUUACCACCAACAUUGGCAUUACCACCACCAUCAUCAUCUUCUUAUGACAGACGUUCACCACUUUUAUCCCCAUUGAAAUAAGUUUUUUUUUUUUAUCAUCAAGCUACUCCUUAUUUAGUAUAAAAUAUUUAACUCAAGUAUUUUUAAUUUUUUUACAUUUUUUAAUAACAGUUUUUUUUUAAACAAUAAUUUUACACUAAUUUAUUUAUAGAAACAACCAAAGAAUGCAAUAUUUGUGAUGUUAGUUUAUUUGAUUUUUUACUUUUUUAAAUCAUUUAAUUUAUUAUUUAUUUAUUUAAAAUAUUUGUAAUAAUACUGAAAAGUAAUUAAACAAAUUAAAGCCAUUGAUUGAAUUAAUAAUAAUCCGUCCAAAUAAAUGAUAAAAAAAAAAAAAACAAUAUGUUGCGUUUGGUCUUGAUUACGAGACCAAAAACGUUAAUCAUAAAUAAUGCAUGAUAGUAAAGAAUGAGCUUUUUGAAGAAAAAACAAAAAUUCUAUUUACACAUUGAUAAAAAAUUUCUAGUAUCUAUUAAAUAAUUAGAAAAAUAAAAAUAGAAUAGAAAUUGUGUUAUUUUAUUUUUUAUUUUAAUUUAUGUAUGAAAAAUAAUUGGGAAUGACUGUGUCGGUUCUUAAUCAUUGAGAACAAAUGACAUCAAGUCUAAUUUUAUCAUAAAAAAUAAUAAUUAUACGGAUUGUAUAAU